Daucus carota subsp. sativus is the source of this 3939-nucleotide messenger RNA. Its product is annotated as probable serine/threonine-protein kinase SIS8. Bases 578 to 3715 code for a protein of 1045 amino acids. Gene Ontology annotation, biological process: protein phosphorylation; signal transduction. Gene Ontology annotation, cellular component: cytoplasm. The transcript is spliced from 13 exons. The record is from RefSeq and is a predicted model, not a curated record. Gene Ontology annotation, molecular function: ATP binding; protein kinase activity. NCBI's taxonomy places the organism in Eukaryota, Viridiplantae, Streptophyta, Magnoliopsida, Apiales, Apiaceae.
UAAUUUCAUUUUUGCAUUGUGGACUGGACCCACUUUUCUCCCUCCUGGUCUUUGCUGUGUGUGUCUUCCUCAUUCUUCCUCACCAUCCAUCUGUAUACAAACAUCAAUCUUUUUCCUUUAGCCCACCUAGUCUCAAGUCUUUGUGUUGUUCCGUUCUUCUACUUAUCUCUUUUCUUAUACAUCAUGGUAGCAUGAAAAGAUGAUUCUUUAGUUGACCUGUUGUUUUUCUUGUUAAAGAUUUUGUUUUUUUUGUAGUCUGUUGUGUAUGUUUUACUUUACUGUGCUUGUAUAAGUUACAAAGAUUGGGUCUUUUUUACAUGGAUGGUUUUAUUAUGCAAUUUUGAGCAUCUGGGUAUGGUUAUUUGUUGGUAGUUUCUAAUGGGUUUUGGAUUGUAGUUCUUGUUAUGGUUCUGUAGUUUUGAUGGGCUUAUGUGAGGUUUCUUGAUUUUGACCUAAGCUUUUGCACUUUUUGUGCUUGUGAGGAAUCUUUUUUUUGGUGCAAGAUAGUGGAGAUUGUGAUAGUGAUGAGGUUCACUUUACUGUAGCAUUGGCUUAUUUAGUUUGGUAAAGUAAUGUAAUGAAGAACCUUUUAAAGAAACUUCAUAUUAGACACAAUCAGUCUGAAGAGUUAGAAGGGUCUACUUCAUCCAAGAGCAAUAAGUUUAGUAAUGUCUCCUCUCCCGAGAGGCUUUUGCACUCUGAGCAUAAGCCAUUUUCAGCUAUUUCUGGUUGGUUGAAUUCAGUUAAAAAUAGACGCAGUCCAAGUCCACCUCGAACUUCAAAUGCCGCCAGAGGAGAGAGGAUUGGGCAAUCUGAUUCUGCGAGCAGUAGUGCUCUGGAAGCCGAGUUGGAUGCAGUUUUACGUGAUUCGGGCACUAGCAACUUAAGGGAUCCUGAUAUAGACGAGGAUUAUCAGAUGGAAUUGGCUUUGGAGCUGAGUGCAAGGGAGGACCCUGAAGCAGUUGAGAUUGAGGCAGUUAAACAGAUAAGCUUGGUACCUUCUCGUUUAGACAACACUGGAGCUGAAGUUGUUGCGUACCGCUAUUGGAAUUACAGUGCACUUAGCUAUGAUGACACGAUUACCGACGGUUUUUAUGAUCUAUAUGGUAUCUCAAUGGAGUCCACUUCAUCAAAGAUGCCUUCCCUUUUUGAUCUUCAAAGCAAAUCAUCUGAUGAUAUUACAUGGGAAGCAGUUCUUGUUGAUACAGUUACAGACUCUGAUUUGAAGCUCCUGAAACAGAAAGCCUCAGAUAUAGCUGCGAGAUCAGGUUUUCCAAAUUUUGCAGGUAGUGUUUUGGUAAAGCAACUUGCUGCUUUGGUCUCUGAUCAAAUGGGGGGGCCUGUUGGGGAUCCUGAUAACAUGUCGAUGGCAUGGAGACGUCUUAGUUUUAAUUUAAGAGAAAGUCUUGGAAGCCUGGUUUUGCCUCUUGGUUCAGUGACAGUUGGAUUACCUCGUCAUCGUGCACUAUUAUUUAAGUUCUUGGCCGAUAGUGUUGGCAUCCCUUGCCGGCUAGUAAAAGGACAACAAUAUACUGGUUCGGAUGAUGUGGCAAUGAACUUUGUACGAGUUGAUGAUGACAGGGAAUACAUUGUUGAUUUGAUGGCGGACCCUGGGACACUUAUUCCAUCAGAUAUUGCGGGAUCACAUAUAGAGUAUGAGAAGUCUUUCUUUCCAACUGGCCUUUUGGCUGUCAAUCCCACCCUUAUAGAUUCCUCUAGUAGCGGGGUAAAUACAUUGCAUCGAGAGGUGUCAGAGAAAUUGACUCUGAACGAUGGGCCCAGGUCUAGUAAUAUUAGUGCUGCUGAAAGAAAGUACAAAGAAAGAAAUGAACAUGUGUCAUCUGUAGAUAUGUUAUCAUGUAGUAAAGCUGAAGAAGGGGACAGCGAGUCAUCUGCUACAAGUCCUGUCAAAGUAAAGAAGGAUUUUGCUGAAUUUCCUAGCAAGCCCAACAGCUCCCACUUGCUUGUAAAAUCUCCUUCGUGGACUGAAGGUGUUAGCUCCCCAGCUGCACAAAAGAUGAAGGUGAAGGAUGUUUCACAAUACAUGAUUGAUGCUGCCGAAGGAAAUCCUGAAUUGGCUCAGAAGCUUCAUGCUGUGUUACUUGAAAGUGGUGUUGUUGCUCCUCCAAAUUUGUUUACCAAAAUAAAUCAAGAGGAAUCAAAUCUAGCAACAGUUGAGCAAAAGUUCCCAUUUGAAUGUAGUGACAGGAGUAGAGAGGGUGAAAACAUCCAGGAAACGAAGAGUCAAGAACCUCAAGGUGAUACUAAUCAGAGUUGCAUUUUACCUUUUCUGCCUUACCAUGAAGCUCAUUCCAAAGGACAACAGUAUAGAUAUUCAGAAGAGCAGCCAGAUUCCGGAGAAGUGCAGGAACUGUUCGUUUCAUCUCAGUCUGAUGUAGCACCGUCAAAGUUGGAGAGGAAUGUUCCAGUUGCAUCAGCAUCAUCAUCAGCAGCAGCAGCUGUUGUUGCGUCUUCAAUAUUAGUUGCUGCAUCAAGAAAAAGUUCUGAUUCUAAACUUGAACUCCCUGUAGCUGCAGCUGCCACAGCUAAAGCUGCAGUUUUGGUGGCAACAACUGCUGCUCUUAGCAAUCAGUAUGAGAAUCAGGAUUUGCAUUUGCAAGGUUCCCUUGCUCCCUUCUUUGACCCAUUGGGUCGUGAGCACAGAGUCGGAGAUGCAGAGGCACAUGCAGAUGCUACAGAUUACGAGCCACAAGGUUGUGGUUAUCAAGUGCCAAAUGAUGUCUGCGGAAAUCUAGAUGCUGAGAAAAUAUCAGACAAAUCUACUAUGCAAGAAAGCAUUGGAAAUGCUGCAUUACUUGAUGAAGUAUCAGAUUGUGAGAUUCUCUGGGAGGAUAUCACAUUGGGCGAGCGUAUCGGACUUGGGUCAUAUGGGGAGGUCUAUCGCGGCGAUUGGCAUGGAACUGAAGUCGCUGUGAAGAAAUUCAUAGACCAAGUUAUUACCGAUGAAUCCCUCAAAGAAUUCAAAAGCGAGGUCCGGAUCAUGAAAAGAGCUAGACAUCCCAAUGUUGUUCUCUUCAUGGGGGCUGUUACUCGUGCUCCAAAUCUCUCAAUAGUGACCGAGUUUCUUCCUAGAGGUAGUUUGUAUAGGCUAAUUCACAAGCCCAACAACCAACUAGAUGUACGGAGGCGUAUGAGGAUGGCUCUAGAUGCAGCGAGAGGGAUGAAUUACUUGCACAACUGCACACCAGUAAUAGUUCAUCGUGAUUUGAAGUCUCCAAAUCUUCUUGUAGAUAAAAACUGGGUCGUGAAGGUUUGCGAUUUUGGGCUAUCAAGAAUGAAGUAUAGCACAUUUCUUUCCUCAAGGUCAACUGCUGGGACGGCAGAGUGGAUGGCUCCCGAGGUGCUUAGGAAUGAGCCAUCAGAUGAGAAGUCUGAUGUUUUUAGUUACGGAGUAAUAUUAUGGGAGCUAUGUACUAUGCGACGACCAUGGGGGGGAUUGAACCCGAUGCAAGUUGUGGGGGCUGUUGGAUUUCAGCAUCGCCGGCUUGACAUUCCAGAAGACACUGAUCCUGUUAUUGCUGAUAUCAUCAUCAAAUGCUGGCAAACUGAUCCAAGAUUACGACCUUCAUUCGCUGAAAUCAUGGCUGCUUUAAAGCCGCUCAUUACUUCACAAGUGUCUAGGCCCCCUCCAACUGCAAGCAGUGCCCAAGAACAGGGUCAGCCUUCAGAAGCCUUAAAAGAAAAAGGAAUCUAAGCCGGAGCACAACCCAUUGGAAUGCUUUGCAAUAUAGGCAAGCAGUUAGUUCAAGACACAUGUAUACUUCUUAUGUUUGAUUUUAUUUGUGAUUUUUUACACUAUUCUUCCCCCCCAAUUUAGUCUUACAGUAUAUUGUUAAGGUUGAUCGACAAAUUGUAUCAAGUUACUUCAGAAGAACUUUGAACCAUACGUGAAAUAAAAUUGGAUUUCUUUUUCUAUAA